Messenger RNA from Dermacentor andersoni, 9803 nucleotides. RefSeq names its product SAPK-interacting protein 1 (gene Sin1). Gene Ontology annotation, molecular function: phosphatidylinositol-4,5-bisphosphate binding. Gene Ontology annotation, cellular component: TORC2 complex; plasma membrane; cytoplasm. Lineage: Eukaryota; Metazoa; Arthropoda; Arachnida; Ixodida; Ixodidae. Gene Ontology annotation, biological process: TORC2 signaling. The record is from RefSeq and is a predicted model, not a curated record.
GAUGGCAGCACUUGUAGGCCACAGUUUUCCGAAAAGUUGGAAAGGUUUGUUUUGAGCUUCGAAUAUCGGGUUUCUGCGAAUUUUACUACUGCCUGGUGGUUGUUGACGCCAGUGUAUGGAGCCAAAUACUCAGUUCUUCGCCUUCUUCUCAUAUAGCAAAUGUAAAACGCCCCAUCUGUACAGUAUCGGGAAGUCGCAAUGUCCGGUCUCAUUUAUGUGAUGGACUUGUCAGAGCAGCAAUAUUUUAACGCAGAAUAUCGGCUACUACCUGUUGUCUAGAUCGUGUUCGGCUACGUUUAUCCGACCCGAGCGUCCCUCGUCACUGCCUGUUUGGCUUGGUCAAUUACUGUUUUCGUCAAGGUUGGAUCAAUAUGCCGGGGGCCGACCUCGUCCACCUACGUAGCAGCUGGCAAUGUGCGACAGAGACGCCUUGGCUGUUAGGGAGAGCCGAAUCUGCAUUUGGAACAAGUGACGGUGCAGGAUAUAUCAUGGGAAUGCAUUUGCUCCAAAACGGGGUGUCCCGCGGAGACUCCUAGGCCCACGGCGCGCCGCCAAGGCGCGCUGUGUCCCGACUCCAACAUCCAGCGUAGCGGCGCUGGCAGCAGGCGGUGGCCACUGGGAGGAGCGGCGGCAUCAGCGACCCUGGGCCAGGAAAGUGCUUCCCUGACGCACGCAUCGGAACGGCGCUUCGUGUGUUGGCUGUUUGUUAGAGACCCGUCGCAGCGGACUCGAGUAUUUGGCCCCGGCUGCACUUGACUGCGCAACUAUAGGGCCUGCUCCUACGCCGCCCCGCGAGAGCGCAACGUGUGGCCGGCGGCCCAGUAGGCAUACAAAAAGAGCGCAGUCGACGGCGUGCUAUACUCAUAUAGUUUUCGCUUCUCCUGCUAAUUUAUUCUCUUGGUGAGUGUUUGGACUCCCGGCGUUCCUCUGACUCGGUGGGCAUCCGUGCGCCUAUAACGGCAUAAGGGACGCCGUGAUGGCCCUGUACGACGACGUGCGAUUUGUGCUGUCGCACGUGCGCCACUCGUUCGUGACGUGCGAUGACACCGGCCUGUGCGAACUGGCCUUGCUGAGCGACGCCGACGUGCGCGCCGCCUGGCCGCAGCAGGCGGCCUCCCAGGUGACCACCGACCUAGCGGCCGAAGCCGAGCAACUGCAGCUGCAGCAGCAACAAGAAAUGAGCCAGUCCUACGACAUCGUCUCCGAGAUGGAGUUCAUCGGCGCUCACCGCAGGCGCUCCAACACGGCCCAGCGGCUCGAGCGGCUCAAGAAGGAGCGUCGGUUGCAAGGGAAGCUGCGUCACGUCGUCUGGAAGGACCAGCCUGCCAAAGAACUCACCGCUUCGGAAGUGGACGCGUACUUCCCCCGCAAGGACGCUGGCGCGGCCGCCCGCCGUUCCGGCAAGUGGUCUUCUCCCGCAGACAGCGAGGCUACGCAGAGAAGUUCGGCGCUGGCGCGACAGCUGGAGCAGUUUCCUGUGGCGCCCAAUAACCCGUUCAACGAGUACACGCGCUUCGACGGCAAGGUGAGCGAGCCAGCGCACCGUCGGAUCAACAUCUUCAUGAGCAUGCUGCCUCCAGAAGAGCGGGGCUUUCCCAUAGUGGUGUCGGCGCUGCCUGGUGCCCGAAUCCAGGACCUCAUAGGCCUCGUUUGUUGGCACUACACCAACGAGGGGCGUUCACCGAAGCUCAGGCCAAGCGUGUCUCAGUACUGCUUGAGGAUUGCAGAAGAAAGUGGGGAAAUCGACGAAGACUUCCCUGCACUGGACCCCAGAGAACCUGUGACAAAGUUUGAGUUCCCAUACCUGGCCUUGGCGGAGGUGGAGAGAGAAGAUUUUCCCGCUGGACCCCUGCUCACCUUCCACACCAAGGAUGGCUUCACAAAAGUUCAGAUCCCCAGUGCGGAUGCCACUUUACGGGAAGUACUUGACCAAAUGCUCAAGAAACGCAAGGGCCUGUUACGUUCCUUGGGGCCCGAGUUCCAUGUCGAAGACUACCGGGAAGUGGGCGUCCCUAUUGACUUGGACACCACCAUCAGGAGGAGUGGCACCCUUGAGUUCACCCUAGUGUCCGAGGACGUGGUGUUGUCAGCAACCCAGCCAGAUGAUUAUGCUGACCGGGACAUGACCGCCAUGGAGGCUCACCUGUACCAAGCAUUCAACGUGGCCCUUGUGCCUCGCAUUGGACGUAACACUGAAGUCCAACUAGGUAUCUCUGGCGAGAAGGUGGAGAUAACGCCUCUGCAUCAAAAAGCCAAGAACCGACUCUGGACUUGGCAGCCAAAGGCAGUUACGCACAACAUGAACGAGAUUGCUGCAUGCGAGUUCGUCCACCGGAAACACAGCAUGGGCUCUCCCGAGAAGUGCGUGGUGAAGGUGGUCUACCUAUCUGGUGGAGAGUUCAAAAACCAUGUGUUUGAGACAGACCCUGGCAUGGCAUCUGUGAUCCGUAACAAGCUGGGCUACAUUCUUGUUAUGCGCACCAGUCCAGCACGCACUCAGUACCUGGCACUAAAGGAGCGAAAGUUGCUCCGCAAGCAAGCCUCCUUCCUGCUGCCUAGCUAAGGCCUUGUUCCUCUACCUACUUCUCCUUCGAGCUCCAUCAUCUGCCCUGCCCCUUGCACCACGUGCGACAGCAAACGAGGCAUGCAGACGGAGCACAAGUGUGGUGCGCCAAAAUGUGCUCAGAUCAUUAGUUGUGAUGUCAAUUGUUUCGUGUGCCUCGUGGUUUUCAGUGCAUCACUCAGCUGGAAGUGAGGUCCCCCUCACCCCACACGCACGCACACAUACACACACAACACGUUCUUACCGCUCGGCUUUCUCCUUUCACCAAUUCUGUCACAUUUUCCACAUGACUGAAAUAUGAGGAAAGCAUGCAGGACGAAGAGGCAGUGCUGUGAACUUGGCCAUGCCUUUUUUGUCGUCUGCUGUGAUAGCAGCCUUCAUUUGCUACCAUCACCUCCUCUCCGGGUGCAACUUGUAGCCACGUGCUCCCAAGCCCGUUAUUUUCUCCUGCAUUUUCUGGCUGUGAACAAGGUCCCUUGGCGUGUACACUGCAGGUGGGCCUUUUUACAAGCUACAGACAUGUCUCAUGUGUGAGGAUGCAAGUGCUGGAGGUGAACAACCUCAUUCGUUAUUACUUUUAUUACUAUUAUUACUUGUUACCUGACUCGUAGAGUGAUCGGUCUGAGAUUUUGACAGGCUCGGGGUCCUUAGGCACAAUUGCUACCCUGUCUUCCAUCCCAUCAUCCCCUUGUCUCGCGCUGGGACUGAGUUCUGUAUUGGACUUCUUGGAGACUUCAGUUCUGUAUGUUACUAGUGGUGCUUUGUGCUGGACACGUCUGUGGUGCCGUCGUUAGAUUGUGCAGAUAGUAGUGUAUUGCUUUAAAUCUUCAGCUUGUAUAUAGUGUACAAUUCAAAAGUUGAGCCAUUAGUGACAUACUCCCUGGCACGAUGAGCACUCUGUUUCGUAUCCCGUGCUCUUCAUUUCUCUGAGCCACAUCACACCGGAAUAGAAAAAUGCACCAUUCACUCUUGAAAGUUGAUCCUCCACAUGUUUAAAGGCCACAAUGUGACACAAGUGAACUUUGGGAUGAACAUCCAAAGGAAGGCAGCCAUAUGUGCAUAUUUGCUUGUUAUCAUGCAGAGUGGUAUUGUUUAAAGCAAAGAAAAUGUGUGUGAAGAGGGCAGGAAGAGCUGAACAUAGUUUGGUUUGCAGACCUCCCAGUCACAUCGCUGAAUCCAAGCCAAUCCGUAAAGUUGCAUCAGUUACGUAAAGAGUAACGAGCUAAGAAAAAGUAUUCUGUGUACAUCUGACAAUUUUAUUACGCCUAGCCUACUCACCUGCUUAUCUUGCAGCACUGGUGUUACAUGCAGCAGCAUUGCUUGCCCCACUCAAAAUAUUUCACUGUAGCUAUUGCAAUCCUCCUUUUUGUGCAUUUCCUUUACUUCCUUGUCCAUAUGUGUAGUUGUCUGGGAAAAGGGGUGUGAAGACGGAAGCUGCUCAUCUCGUGCACACUGCCUGUAGCAAAGAAAGUGGGGAUGUUUACAGUCAUCUGUUACUCGUAUGACUUAGUGAAUGAGUUUUUAGUAGACACAGCUUCCCCUUGUUUCUUGUCAUGUGAUCCACAAUAUGCCAGAGAAAGAAGAGUAUCACAGGUAAGCACCGAAAAUAUAUUGAUUGUAUAUGUUUCCUGUAUGACAUUCGGAUACACCUCAUUUUCCUUCUCUUUUUUCUUUUGGUGGCUUUCAUUACCAAGCUGAACAACUUGAUAUUGUUUCUCCCCCAUCUUCCCCAUUUUUAUUUCUUCUGCAACUACAGUGUUUUGCUAAAACAGAAGUGCGAAAGGAAGUGAUAGCAGCCCUUGUGGUGUCUGCUAUGCAGAUCACACCUUCUUCCUACCUCUAGUUUUGUAGUGUUUGUAGGUGCAGUGAAAAAUCUGCUGCAUGACCUGUGUGGAGCAUUCAAAAUGACAUUUCAGAGUACAUACAUUAUUGUUUACUUCCUAUAAGUUGUUCAAUUGAGUGCGAAACCUACAUGGCAGAAGGGAGGGAGAGUACUGCAUUCAUCAGGUGCCAGUCAUUUCACAAAAGUAGCUUGUGCAUUUCACCCAGAGACACAUGAAAUUAUAUGCUGUGUUGCAACUGACAGUGCUUUGCACAUUUUGCCUCGUUAGCUCUUUUUAGUGUACUUGGCUUAAUUUGCAAGCAUCACUGUUUCUUCUAUCACAUAGUCACCUCAGAUUAUGUGAUUUCACAAACAGCACUCUGGCAAGGGUUCAUACACAAUCAGUGUUUACACUCACAGUGGAUUACAUGCUUAUUCUGCCUCUUCGUAGAAAUGAAACUUCUCCCUUGUAUAGCGUGAUCAAAGAGCAGUGUGUGUUGUAUGCCACUUGGCAUUGUCGUCUGCUGGUUGCCUUCUUAUCCAGAGCCUGUUGUACAGCCUUCCUUCCCUGUGGCUUUAGGUAAUUAAAAAAGGAAAGAAGGGGGAAAAAUGCAAUGUUGUCAAAGUGCAGCAUUGCAAGCAGUCUUCUUGAGAUGCUUCAGGGUAUCUACUAGAAACCACCCCAUUCUUGCAAGUAUGGUAAAGCGCAGAGAUCACAUGUUCCAAGGAAAAGCAAGAAUAGCGACUCCACAAGUGGUGCUCAGCCCGCCUUCGCAUGCAAAUGGUUUUAUCAUAAUAUAAAUUACCAAUGUUACGAAGAAGAUUGGUGUCACAUUUCAAGAGCUUGUGUUGUUUGGGGGGUUCCUGAGGUAGUUCCCAGUGAUGAUGAUAUUGUGGGAAUUUCAGCAAACUGUAGUGGCACAAUGUUCGUGCGAGUUUGGUUUCUGUGGUUCUGCACCAACACAAGGCUAGCAAGUCGUCACAAAGUUCAAAAGGAAUUUUAUGUUGCCAUCUCCCCAGGGAAAAAGAAAAUGGACUCUUAUAUGCCAGUCAUAUGUUGUGGUAGCAGGACUUGCUAUAGCACUGUACUACAUGUUGUAACAUCGCAGUGCACUUGGCUGUGCCCUUCUCUGCCGGAGUGCAUAAACUGUGUUUGCAAGUGCAGCAGAAAAGCGAGAGCUUCAGAAGCUGACCAAGUUGCGACAAGCUUGUCGAUUUUAUGUGGGAUGUGGGCUGUAAGUAAAAUCCUUUGCUCAAAUGGCUAUGGGCACGCAUUCCGUCAUUCAUGCGUGCUAAACGUGAAAGGUGUCCCACGACGCUUUCAACAGCUUUUGGCUGUAAGGUCUGCCAUAAUGCUACUCAGGUCAUGUUCUGAUUGCCACCCCUGUUUUUAGUUGUGAUGCCUGUGGCAACUUCACGGCAAUGAAGAAAUCAUAUUUGAUUUUCCUCCUUCCUGUUGACUGACUGUAUGCUGGUUUGUCAUGCAUGUUCAUUUUUUUUUUAUGUUUCAUGAAACUGUUUUGUUUGUAUAACUUUAUUAGCAGAAGUUACUAUUGUAACACUUUCCAAAGAACAAGAAAUGUAAGUAAAAUUUUACGAGUAGAAAAAUGGUUCAAUACUGCUAAAUUUCCUGCACUUGAUGACUCAGCGUUGGUUAAAAUUGGUUGCACAGCUAUUGUGUAUGAAGUGUGACUUUACUGUUGUGCGUAACAGUGCUUUUAAUUAGCUGUCAUUGAUAAUCCAGUUACUAUUUCCAGCAAUAUUGUCAUAAGGCGAUUGUGGGAAAUUGCCAAAACAUUUUCACUGCUAUUUCUGUGAGACCUAAAAGCCUUAGAAUAAGUGUGGUUGCCCUUCGAUUACUUUCUCGUACUUUUUUUUUCAGUCAUGGGCACACGUCGAGGCAUUCAAAAUGAUACGCACUAGGGAUAUUGGCGCAUUUGUUCUUGGGAUAGCUAGGUGGCUAAGUCCCUAUUCAGAAAUUAUAGCAAUAGCAUAUUAACAUGUUCGUUGGGGCGUGGGUCUCCAAUGGCCCGCAGCUGUUAUUCCCACUGUGCAGAUGUGCAGGGCUUUCAUGCCGUGCACAAGUGCCAUCUUUGCUAGAACUAAAUGAAAAUGAAUUCUUGUUUCUGGUCCGGCACGUUGUGGUGCCAUCUAUCUGCAUCUUGAUCAAGUUUCAAAGGAGCACAACUCCCUGGUGACGCACCAAUGAGUCACGACGCAUCAGAGCAGUAUGGCAAGUGACCCACCAAGGGGCCACCCCGCACAGGAAACGAGACUUCAAAAAGUGAUGCUGCAGUGAAUGCGUUAAUUAUGACAUGAAAUUGACAUUUUUAGACACGCUUCACAUCAUACAACUUUUGUGUUCUCUUCUCUCUUGGCUAAAGGAGAUGCUUUGAAGGAGCGAAGGCGCAUGCAAGAUGCAUUUUUGCUCUUGUUUUAGGUGCAGUGUCUAUUGAAAGGAAAGUGGUGAACAAACAUCACUGUUGUUCUUGUUUGACGCAUACAGAUUUUUCUAUUUAAGAAUGCUUGCUUUUUUUUCCCUUGCCUAUUGUUUCCUGUCUUGCAAAGAAGUUGUUCCAGAGCUUGAGUUUAAAGAGACGCUAAAGCAAGAUAUUUUGUUAGAGAAUAACGGAUUAUGCUCUUCACAUAUUUAGUAGGAUUUUUCUACAAAGAGAGCUUUUGUGCAGUGGGAAGCAACAGAAAUGUAAAAAAAACUGGUGCCAAUACCACUUUAAGAUUCAUGCACUAUCUUCCUUUAAUGUUGAUUGCAGCAAUGCCUGGUCAGUUCUAGUACAUUGUUUCCUGGAGGGCAACAAUGAAUGUGUCGUGCAUAAAAAAUAGAUCAAAGCUGAACUGCUGAACUUGGCAACUUGAAAAGGCACUUGCAGGAGUAUACUGACAUGAACCAAGGUAUUGUUGAACCUGUACCAUCACACAGACAUUAUUUGCAUCAUUAUUUAGGCAUGAAAUAAAAAAAAAAAGUUUGUGCUUUCUUAUGCUAAUAAGCACAAGACAAGAAACAAAGAAAAGUUUAUUUACCAAUCUAUCCUAAUGUUUAAUGCUUUUUUUACUGUCCCUUUAACUUUUUAUCUGGCAAGAUAAGAAAUGUUAGUGUGCAAACAAUUUUCUUUAUUGGUUUCUGUUUUCUUUGUCUUAAGUUAUUAUAGACCGCAUUCAGGAAAUGUUUGAAAGCAAAAUAAGAAUAAUGAAGAACUUCAAUAAUUUCUCUAAAUGUGGAGCUCAAGCAGGAGAAAGUUGGAAGGUUUGUUUGUUUCGGCACAUUCGGUAACAAACAAAAAUGUAUCUAAGUGGCAAUUCAAUAAAAGAAUGUACUGUCGCAGCAAUUUCUCAAGAAAUCUGAAGGAAAUACUUUCUCUCUGCUAACUCCAGAUGUUGAAACCCACAAAGAAAAUGCCAUGGAUUAUAAUGCACUAUUACUCAGGCCCCCUGUGAGAAGGCUCAAACCACUUAAAUGUAAACUGCAUGUCUAAGAGAAACGAAAUUUAGAAACACUGCAGUCACUGUUUGAGGGGCUGUGUUUCUUAGAAUGACAGAAAGCUGAGCUAGUUGGUAAGGAUUCAUUAUGCAAGAAAAGGUGAGGCGUGCAGACAGGACACAAGAUUUUUGCAUAAUGAAUCCUUACCCGGCGUUCGUGUUGUCCACUUCUCUUGUGUCCUGUCUGCAUGCCUCACCUUGGCUGUGUUUCAUGGGUAUUGUUAUAAGAGCCUACAGUAUUGUCUAGGUGCCACUUGGAGAGGUUAAUGCACCUGAAAAGUCUUGACAUAAGCCUCAACAUAAAGGUGUACCAUUGCUCUCUAGCGUGACACAUUGAAAUGCAGCGUGAAUUUGGCAUGUCUAUUAGGCCCUUUGCUUAAAAAGUCCAUUUCAUUGCAAGCUAUGCAAGUUUAUCAAUUAAUUUUUUUCCCUUUUUCUGUUUUACAAGUAUGUUUUUGCAGAAUAUUCUAGGAACAAAAGUGUGCUCCCUUGGAGCAAUAUCUUCCAUUCAUGGGCGAAGCCCACCAUAAAAAUGCACCAGUAGCUCUUGCAGUGCUUUGAUGGGAAGGGAUUUAAGGUCUUGUUUUUUACAACGACGAAGUUCCUUCCUGUCGUUGCUCUCUCUCUCUCUCUCUCUUUUUUUUGUUUGUGGUAAGUGCACUCCACUUUGAUCAUCAUUGAGAGAGUUGUGUUCCUCACUGAAUGUUGUUCUCUGCUUUUUUAACCGUAUAGUUAUUGUGCUUAGUUUUGUUUGUCCCAUCCCCUGUUCUUUACGUACAUACUGUUUUGCAGCUUUUGCAGGUGUGAAGGUUGACAAAUAUUCUAAAAGCAUGAUUGCAUAGCUUCCGCCCCUGUUUAUGUCCGGUGUGGUAGUGGCAGUGUAAGGGUAUAAAAGGAAAUCAAAUUAUUGGUCAAAAUAAGCGGAGGAGCCCCCUACAGUUGUACAUGUUGUUGUCCUGUGCUGUGGUAAAUUGUGGCUACAGGAUCUGACAGUUGCUCAGCUUGGUCAUUCAGGCAUUAUUUACUGUAGCUUCUGCUAUUUUGGAACACCUUUUCACAUUCAGGGGUGUUUUGUUUACAUCUCUGAUGUUCCUGCUAUACCUGGACUGUUUCUCCUGAACUGACUUUCUCUCAGUACCACCCACAAAAUGCAGGGUAACAUUGCUGAUUUAGUGUUCACUCUUGUGUUCAUUCUUGUAUUCACUUCGGUUGGUUCCAAGUAGGAGCAGGGAAACUGAUUGCAGCAGCAACCUUCGUAUUAAGAGCUCAAAUACUGAAUUGAUCUUGCUUUCCUAAAUUAAAAUGUGCAUAUGUGUGUGCAUGCGUGCAAAGUUCGCCUUGUCACAUAUUGACUGAGCCUUGCUCUUGUAGCAAGUGUAUGGAAAAUAGAAAUUAAAUAAUUGAGGACUCCUUCCAGAAAUGUAUAUUAUUCCUGCUCCGUGUUUGACAGAUGUUUGUAUAUUGACAGAGGCACUAGCUGUGCUUACUAAUCUUGUGCACUAGCUACCUCAGCUACUCCAUCCAGCGUCCACUAUUUAUUUUUGUGGUCCCGCAAUUUAGCUUAAAUGAUUUCAUGAUGAAUAUUGAAUGAUGUGCUGCAUGUCCAGUGAUAAUUGACUCGUGUACGUAUGAUGAACAUUUUAUCAUCAACCUAUUUAUGUCCUCUUGUGCGAUGAAGACAACUCCCAUUGAUCUGCAGUUAUCCCUGUCUUGCAUCAGACAACUUGAUUCUAUGCCUGCAAAUUUCAGAUUCUUGACACAUCAUCUAAUUUUGCAACAGUAAGCUACAUUUUCUUUUCUUUGGCACCUGUUCUCACAUCUGCCAACUCUCAAGUUUUUCGUAAGGUUCAUGAAUUCAGGCUCAUUCUAGGAUUUUGUGAAUGCUUGAUCAAGUUUAAAAAAAUAAAUUCUCUUCAUCAGAAA